Messenger RNA from Pomacea canaliculata, 3132 nucleotides. Its product is annotated as organic cation transporter protein-like. Gene Ontology annotation, cellular component: membrane. Gene Ontology annotation, biological process: transmembrane transport. Gene Ontology annotation, molecular function: transmembrane transporter activity. NCBI's taxonomy places the organism in Eukaryota, Metazoa, Mollusca, Gastropoda, Architaenioglossa, Ampullariidae. The coding region runs from base 1114 to 2769 and encodes 551 amino acids. The transcript has 11 exons. The record is from RefSeq and is a predicted model, not a curated record.
ACUUCUGAAAAUUGUGCUCGCCAAUUAAGUUAUAAGCAUUUCUUUUAAGUAUUUGCCAAGACACAGGAAAACAAAAUCAGAAGCUGUAUGCAUUUGGUUUGACCAGUGUGUUGCAACAUGUGAUUGAAAGCAGGACCACGAGACCUGAGUAGGGCGAGUGUGAAUUGGCCGUAGUGUUCUCCCCAUGUGAAUAAUGUCGUAACUGUAAAUGAUGUGAAGGUUAUUUUAGGUAAUAAGAGAUGUGUUUGAAAAACAGCUUGAGAAGGUAAAAAGGAAAAAGAGAGCCUUGGCAAUAACGGGUGAAGUCUAUAAAGUUGAGGUGACUGUGUGGUUCCCACCUUCAACCAUGCUCUUACGUGCCAUCAUCAUAGCUCAGGCACCAGAAGGCUUUAAUUCUUCAUGUUAAAAAAAUAAUGGGAGAGUACCCCAGUUGCUUAUUUGUAUAAGCGCUCUAGAACAACAAACAAUAAUAAGUAGAAAACAUUUGUACAAAAGAAAAUUAAUGAAAAUUUCAUCAGGUAAUGAACCCUUGCCAAUCACACAUUAAACCACUCUCUCAACCCGUUACACGGGUGGGGAAACUUAAACCUGCCUGGCACUGCUGUCCUCUGAGUCACCACAAUCAUGCAGCCCUAUUCGUAAUUAGGUUUGUGAAAACUAUGCUAUGCCACUCUGAAGAGUAUAUAUAUAUAAUUACUCUUUAGUAUACAUUCACUUAAUCUGCUCCCGAUGGAGUUCAUGGCAUUCACAGUCUACACUCAUGCUAAAACAUCAACCUAGGUUUCCAUGCCAAGGAUGCGACCGAGAGUAAUCGAGAGUGUAAAGGCACGUCACAGUGUGACGUCUAACACCUGCAUCUGAAUUGAUAAUCACUCCGAUGAUGUCUAUACCUGACCGCGAGGAAAUCAGAGAGAGUGUGUGUGAGUGUCAUGCCUGGACUUUAUUUCAAUUAAAGUCUCUCUAAUUGUUCUCUCUUUUUUCUUGCAUAAAAUUACGAAGCUUCUUUAAUAAAAAGUUCUUUCUCACUGGGCUGGAUUCGGGUUGUGCAGAAGGAGAGAAACAAGUGUCUCUGCAAAGGUAACGUCAUCUCAGAGAUCCACUCCAGGGGGUGACAUGCAUUUUGACGGAGUUGUACAAGCGAUUAACCCCUUCGGCCUUUACCAGAAGCGGGUGUAUUAUCUCCUUUGCUUUCUCGCAAUACCCGAUCCUCUUUUCCUCUUGGGAUCAGUCUUCUUGUUUGCCACGCCAGAGCACAGGUGCGCUGUUCCAGGUGCGGACAACGAUACCUGGGAAAGCCAGGGACUCGAACAUGACGACCUGGUGAGGAGGACAGUACCUGUUGACCCCACAACUGGAACGUGGUCCCAGUGCCUCGUCUACAAACAUGAGUCACUGCAUAAACUGGCAAACCUGGCCAACGACACGGUCGAAUGCUCACAAUGGGUCUACAGCAAGGAGAACUUUGAACUCACGUUUAUUUCAGAGUUAAACAUCGUCUGCCAAAAAAGGUUUCUUUUGCCACUGUUGAAGUCCAUAAUGAUGACUGGUCUUCUUGGUGGAUCCUUAGUCCUAGGAACCCUCGCUGAUGUCAUCGGGAGGAAGAAGACUGUCGUGAUGAGUACCCUGGGUCUUAUCGCAGUGACCUUUGGUGCGGCUUUCGUCAGAAACUAUGUCGCUUUUGCGGUCCUUCAAUUUUUUAGCGCCUUUUUCGGAAUGGGAAAGUUUCUAGCAUCAUUUGUAGCAGGCAUGGAGCUUGUGGGGCCUCAGCACCGAACACUUGCUGGCAUCGUGAUUGAGCUCUUCUGGUCCAUGGGCCUUUACAUCAUCCUCUUGAUGGCCUACUUCAUUCGGAAAUGGAAUCACUUGCAGCUGGCUCUGUCAACUGUCAGCAUGAUAUUUAUUCCAAUCCUCUUUUUUAUUCCCGAGUCGCCCCGCUGGCUUUUGUCACGUGGUCGCAGACAGGAAGCGUCCGCCAUUGUGCGUCACGCUGCGCACGUCAACAAAGUCGUCGUGUCUGAGAAGGUCCUCAGCCUGCAAGACUUGCAGAAAGACGGUCCAGGUGUCAAGUUCUGGCAACUGUUCACCCACCGGCGUCUGCUAGUCCGCUGCCUCAUCGUCUUCUUCAACUGGUUCGUCGUAACAGGUGUUUACUAUGGCCUGGGUCUGAACGUGGGCAGUCUGUCAGGUGGCAUCUACAUUAACUUCCUGUACGCCAGCAUCGCCGAGACCUUGUCCUACGUGUUGUGUCUGGUGCUGCUCAACCGCAUCGGACGACGGACGCUGCACUGCUUCACCAUGCUGCUGGGCGGCAUCUCGUGUGUGGCCAUCAUCCUACCCAUCAUCUUCGGCGACCAGAACACAGCCUGGGUGGCCACUGCGCUCUCCAUGGUUGGCAAGUUCGGAAUCUCUGCUGCCUUCUCCAUUAUUUAUGUGUACACCGCCGAGUUGUUCCCCACUUUUGUACGAAACUCCAUCAUGGGGGCCAGUUCUGUCAACGCUCGUUUCGGGUCCAUUGCCUCUCCUUAUAUUAACUCACUGAGUUAUUAUGUCGGUGGCAGUAUCGGAGUAGCUCUCCCUCCUCUCAUAUUCGGAGGAUCUGCGAUUGUAGCUGGUCUUGCGUCACUAUGGUUACCAGAAACUCAUCUUCGGCAGCUUCCGGAAACUAUCGAAGACGCCGAAAGCUUUGGAAAAAAAAAAGACAAGAACUCGUAUGACCUUUCACAGACAUCGGAGGAAAUCAACAAGAAAGAUAUUUCCAAUCAUAUUUAAUAAGGAUCAAUCUGGCCUUUUACUAAAAUGGUGUCCAUGGUGAAUGCAGAUACAGCUGACAAUCUCAAAGUUUCAUCUUCGUUGCUUGUGACAGAGUUCAACAAGAAAAUGUUAAAUAUGUUGACAAUGCCCUUUCGUUUCCAGAAAAAGGACAAGAACUCGUAUAAUCUUUUACAGACAUGGGUGGAAUUAUCCAACAAGAAAGAUCUUUGCAUACAUAUUUAAUCAACAGUGAUGUGAAAUUUAAAUAAAAUGGUUUAUUUGUCCAAGACAGUAAUCAGCUUCCAGUGUCAUCAUUUACAAAUUUCAGCUUGAUUGUUUGUGUCAGAGUUAACAAAUGAGAAUAAAAGUAUUCAGGUAAAA